Amphibalanus amphitrite is the source of this 1758-nucleotide messenger RNA. Its product is annotated as E2F-associated phosphoprotein-like. Gene Ontology annotation, cellular component: nucleus. The record is from RefSeq and is a predicted model, not a curated record. The coding region runs from base 307 to 1410 and encodes 367 amino acids. NCBI's taxonomy places the organism in Eukaryota, Metazoa, Arthropoda, Thecostraca, Balanomorpha, Balanidae. The transcript is spliced from 7 exons. Gene Ontology annotation, biological process: positive regulation of cell population proliferation.
AGGUGCCGUAUGACACACAUCACGACAAUAUGAUAAAGAUUAAUGUCCAGUGUCUCGCUAGUUUUCGGGCCCCCUACUUUAUGGUCAGCAAGAGCAGUCCGGUUUCUUUUUAGCCACACCUCGUACACUCCUAUCCACUUCAGGAGGACAACACUAUUCUUCAGGAACGUUUUUAAUGGAUUGUUUUGAUACGUUUGUGGCGUGCGUGUUGCAUAUGCAUUUCAAGCCCCGUGCAAGCCCCUGAGCCCCCUGAGUGAGCGCGCGGGCUGAGAGCAAAAGGGAUUGGAAGUUUUGGUUGAGAUCAAGAUGGAGCCACUUGAAAAACUGGAUGAAAUAUUUGAGCUUGACAGUGACCAAGAGUGUGACCUGAGACCAAUUGAUAGUGAUGACAGUGAUGAUGAAUUUUCUCAAGAUCUUGUGCAGCGUCUUCAGCGUCUGGACAAACAGCGUCCCAGAUCAAGGCAGCAAGGAGGUGCCAAAAAGCCCGUGGUGGUUGAGGAUGAGUUCGAGCGGGCCGUGAACGCCGAGCUGUCAGCCUCAAUGGUGGCGCACUGCCGCCGCCUCGCACCCCAGCUCGUCAGCGACCGUUCCCUACCGGCCGCUUCGGCGGAGAGCCGGGGAGACUCGGCAGCUGAGACAUCCCAGCCGUCCGCCACACCGGCCGCCGGUACUGCGUCGGCGAACGGCGCCAAGACCCCCUCCAAGGGAGAGAAGAAACAAGAGGCCAAGAAACCGGAACAGGAGUACUAUGACGAUGUGUAUUUUGACUCCGAUGACGACUCUGAGACGGGAGAUGACGCCAAAAGUCCGGGUGCGCCAGCGGAUGCGGCGACAGCAGCCACCGUCGAUGCCAAGCUGGACUCAGAAUCUCCUGCAGAUGGCAGGGCGGCGGGUGCGCCGGCGGCCGACCCCGGUAGUAAGCGGUCGGAGCGGCGCCGCCGCCGCCGGCCGGUUCUGUCCAACGAUCAGCUGUUGUACGACCCGGAGAUGGACGAGCGGGACCAGCAGUGGGUGGACCGGCAGCGGCGGCGCUACCAGCCCGCCGGCGGCAGCUCCACUGGAAACCUACAGUCGAAGCCCACUAAGCUGCCGCACAGUGACGCGGUGCUCAACUGUCCUGCUUGUAUGACCAUGCUGUGUCUCGAUUGUCAGAGACACGAGCUAUACAGUAAUCAGUACCGCGCCAUGUUCGUCUUCAAUUGUGACGUGGACUCGACUCAGGCGCUCCGAUAUCGUCUCAAAGAGCCGCCGAAGCGCCGAGGACGGCGCGGUGCUGUCGAGAGAAAGAGUCCGACGACCGCUCCUCGCCGGCUGACUCACAGGAACUCUUCAAUCCCGUUAAAUGCGCCACUUGCAAAACGGAGGUGGCUGUAUAUGAUAGCGAUGAGGUGUAUCAUUUCUUCAAUGUGAUAGCGAGUCACUCGUGAGGUCGUUGUUGAGUUAUGAUCUGUGUCUGAUUUUCUGUCGGUACCCGUUUCACGUGAAGCCCUCGUUUUGUAUACUGAUUUACAGUUGUGCCCCUCUGUCUUGUGUCGUAGGUGGGAAUAAUGAAGACUUAAAACUAUGUGCUGCGUUUUUGUAAAAAAAAAAACUUGACGAACCCAUACAAUAACGUUGCGAAACGCGGAUGCUUGAAUGUUUUGAAAAUGUAAAGGGACUGAGCGGGACUGCUUCAUUUUCCCGCCCUGCGCGAAACUGUGAUGAGACAUAUAUGUAAUGUCGCAUUAGAUCAUAAAAAUACACCAUACAAGACACAAA